Monodelphis domestica (gray short-tailed opossum) is the source of this 2582-nucleotide messenger RNA. It is a transcript of the gene UMOD, whose product is annotated as uromodulin. NCBI's taxonomy places the organism in Eukaryota, Metazoa, Chordata, Mammalia, Didelphimorphia, Didelphidae. Gene Ontology annotation, molecular function: calcium ion binding. The record is from RefSeq and is a predicted model, not a curated record.
CCUCCUGUCCUGUUGGUGUUAUACACAUAUACCAUUUAUAUAUAUAAAGAGAGGGAAAAUGCUGGGAACGGAGACAGUCUUUAGUUCCAUCUCAGGUUGAAGGGUCAAAGAAAUCAGUCUUGGAAGAAACCUCAAAGGGACAACUAUCUGGCCUCUUACUCCAGGAAGGACCCCAGUGGCAGAGAAGCUGGUGUAAAGGAUGACACAGCUUUUCUAUCUGACCCUGCUGCUGGUGGCUUUUCAACACUGGAGCUCAGUAGCUGACAAUUUCACAGAGAGAGACAACUGUUCCCAGUGCCACAUCCAUGCAUCUUGUGUGGAGACCAACCAGUCUGUGACCUGCAUCUGCCUAGAUGGCUUCACUGGGGAUGGCCUCAUCUGCUCAGAUGUGGAUGAAUGUGCCUUCCAAGGGGGCCACAACUGCAAAAACAGCAACUGUGUGAACACGGUAGGCUCCUAUCACUGCAGCUGCCCCAGUGGCUUCCGGCUGACUCCCGAGAAUGGCUGUGAGGACAUAGAUGAGUGCAGGGACCCCGACCUGGGCUGCCACCCCCUGGCCAGCUGCACUAACUCUCCUGGCAACUACUCUUGUGAAUGCCUUCCUGGCUACGCCGGGGAUGGACAUGAGUGUCAGUGCUUCCCCGGCUCCUGCGGACCUGGACUGGACUGCAUUGCCGACUCUGACGGGACCCAGAUCUGUAUGGACCCGUGCCAGAAAUAUACCCUCCUGGACGAGUACUGGAGGAGCACAAGCUACAGGGCAGGCUUUUACUGCGAUGCAGUCCCCCGAGGUUGGUAUCGCUUUGUAGGCAGGGGAGGCGUACGUAUACCAGAGACGUGUGUCCCAAUUCAUAGGUGCAACACCGCCGCUCCGAUGUGGCUCAAUGGAAGUCACCCAUCCAGCGACGAGGGCAUCGUGGAUGGGACGGCUUGUGCCCACUGGAGCGGGGACUGCUGCCUCUGGCAGUCUAUGGUGCAGGUGAAGGCUUGCGUCGGGGGAUACUACGUCUACAACCUGACCACUCCACCAGAAUGCAACUUGGCGUACUGUACAGACCCCAGCUCUGUGGAGGGGACCUGUAAUGCCUGUGGCUUAGAUGAGGAUUGCAAGGCAGUCAAUGGAAACUGGACCUGCCAAUGCAAACAGAGCUCAGAAAUUACUGAUAUUGCCAACCUGAAACCUGAUCUAUAUUGUGAGGCCACUUACAUCAAGGUGUCUUUGAAUAAGUGCCUGCUGAAAAACCUGGGGUUUGAGGAGAUAUACACAUAUUUGAAAGAUAGUUCAUGUUCUGGUUUUGAAGAGAAGGACAACCAGAGUUGGGUGUCUGUGGUAACUCCAGCUCGGGAUGGGCCAUGUGGAACCAGGCUAAUGAAAAACCAAACCCAUGCCAUCUAUAGUAACACCCUCUACUUGUCUGACAAAAUCAUCAUCCGGGAUACCAAAAUCAACGUCAAUUUCCAGUGUGCCUACCCUCUGGACAUGGAAGUCAGCCUCCAAACGGCAACCCAACCCAUUAUCAGUUCCCUCAAUAUCAGUGUCGGUGGCACAGGGAUAUUUACAGUGAGGAUGGCUCUGUUCAGUAGCCCAACCUACACACUUCCCUAUGAAGGCUCUUCUGUAGCCCUCUCCACUGAAGCCAUACUUUACGUGGGCACCAUAUUAGAAAGAGGAGAUUCGACUCAGUUUGUCCUGUUGAUGAAGAAUUGCUAUGCCACCCCCAGCAGCAACGCCACCGACCCUUUGAAAUACUUCAUCAUAAGAGACAGCUGUCCACACAUUCAGGACCCAACUAUUCAGGUGGAGGAGAAUGGGAUGUCCUCCCAAGGUCGAUUUUCAGUCCAGAUGUUCAGGUUUGCUGGGAACCAUGACCUAGUCUACCUGCACUGUGAAGUUUCUCUCUGUGACAGCAGGAAUGAGAAGUGCAAGCCAACCUGCUCAGGAACCAGACAUCGUAGUGGAGAUGCCAUCAACCCAGAUCAGGUUCUGAACUUGGGACCCAUCACUCGAAGAGAUGCUCAGACUGGAGUACUGAGUGGCAUCUCUAGCCAUGCAGGGUUCCUGACACCAUGGCUGGGUUUAUCCAUGCCCAUAAUCAUGCUUCUGGCCUCAGAGUGAUCCAGCUGAGAGAAACACUGGGUUUGCAAAGAGCUGCUGCCUGUAGUCAAAGAGAAAAGAAGUUUCAGAGCCUGUACUUCAUUCACUGCAGAGAGGGGAAGAGAUCCAGCAUUGGAGAUCCUGGCAAAAUGGGGCUCUUUUCCUCAAUUAUUCUAUUUUUUUCUUUUCAUUUUUAAUAAUGGGACUUAAAAAGAGUCUAUAACUUUAAAUGGAUGCCUCACAUGGAUAUCUUUAACUCUUGUUUUCUCUCACCACAGAAUUUCUAAAGUCUGUUUCAAUUAUGUUUGGAGAUUUCUAGCCUCUCAGAUAUUGUAGAAAGAGCUCUGGAUUAAGAAAAUCUAAAUUUUAGUCCUGUGUUAGCACUCACCUAAGCUCUGGGUCUCUGUCUCUUCAUCUGUGAGAUGGAAAUAGUAACAAUAAUGUGAUGAUGAUGAGAAAUAAUAAAUAAUCCCUUACGUGUGUAUUA